Messenger RNA from Hippoglossus stenolepis (Pacific halibut), 2992 nucleotides. RefSeq names its product G-protein coupled receptor family C group 6 member A. Gene Ontology annotation, molecular function: G protein-coupled receptor activity. Lineage: Eukaryota; Metazoa; Chordata; Actinopteri; Pleuronectiformes; Pleuronectidae. The transcript has 6 exons. Gene Ontology annotation, biological process: G protein-coupled receptor signaling pathway. The coding region runs from base 207 to 2867 and encodes 886 amino acids. The record is from RefSeq and is a predicted model, not a curated record. Gene Ontology annotation, cellular component: membrane.
CAAGGUCCCUGAACUGCACUCAGGGAACCACACAAACAGCUCCCUCCAUUAUUGACUCCAACAGAGCGGUCCCUCGCUUCCUUGUGCCAGCACCUGUCAGAGUAAGAAUGCAUGGAGGAUGGCAUUUCAUUUAAAAUUAAAACACCUUCCAGUUCUGGUUUGAAACAGGUUUCUUGCACGCUACUGUCCGGCACCUCCCAAAUUCCAUGAGACGGAAGGUAUUCUUGCAGAUCCGAGAAGGGCUCAUUGCUCCAUUUAAGAUGCAGAUGUGUCGCCUGCGGUGUGGCCUCCUCCCGGCCCUGAUGAUUCUGAGCAGUGUCCUGGCUUCUGUGGGUGGAUGUGAUUUUGCUCAGUCAGUUUGUGGGGCCCAUACCCCUGGGGAUGUUAUUUUAGGUAUAUUGUUGCCAUGUCACCAGAAAGUGAAUGCGAUUCACGAACGGAUAAGACCGGAAACCUUCCACUGCUCAGACUUCGACCCUCAAUCGUUUGUUAGAUCCUUGGCUACAAUUCAUGAAAUUGAGAAGAUAAACGCAGCUGGUUUCCUCCCAGGAGUUCGUCUUGGAUAUUUGAUGUGUGACACGUGCUCAUAUGCGAGCAAGGCACUGCAGAAUGUCGUGCACAUGCUUGCAGUCAACGGCUCUCUAACUGCAGCAUGCAACUACACUGACUUCAGGCCUGGAAUCAAGAUUAUUUUAGGGGCCCAAUACUCUGAGGAGUCCAUUGCUGUGGCCAGACUGCUAAAUGUGUACAUGGUCCCUCUUCUGAGCAGCACAUCAUCUUCACCAGAGCUGAGUGACAAGCUCCGCUACCCUGGUUUUAUUCGUACCAUUCCCAGUGAUAUUCAUCAGACCAAAGCACUGGCCAAACUUAUGAGUCACUAUCACUGGAACUGGGUCGGUGUUGUGUAUGGAGACGAUGAUUACGGCAAGGCAGCUUUUGAUAGCUUCCUCAGGGAUGCUGGUGCAAAUAAUGUGUGCUUGGCCUACCAGGAGGUGGUGCCACAUUACCUCGAUCAUGAGAACAAUGAGCAACGCAUCCAGCAGGUGGCUCAGCAGAUCCGUUCCUCCAAAGCCCAGGUGGUUCUACUCAUCCUCAAGGCGGAGCUGGUGGAGUUGCUCUUUAAGGAAAUGAUCAGGACCAGCACAACAAGGACCUGGAUUGCCAGUGAUAUAUGGUCCCGGAGUAGUGCCCUAGCCCAGAUGGAUGGUAUUAACAGGGUUGGAGACAUCUUGGGCUUCGCCUUUGUUGCAGGCAAGAGUGAAUCAUUUGAUAAUUAUCUGAGGAAUCUUUCAGCAACCCCAGGAGGAUACAACCACUUCAUUGAAGAAUACAAGAACCUGAGAUUCAACUGCCUCUCUGAAUGUUUCUCAAGCGAACCUCCGUCCUAUUGUCCCUCACCUGAUCUGCUGAAAAUUAAAUCUGGCAAUGCAUGUGAUCUCAAGGAUCCCCAAGAGCAAAACGAUGACUAUCUUGUGACAGCUCUGGACACAAGUGAAACAUUCCUCCAUAGAGUUGCAGUGUGGGCCACGGCAAAUGCUCUCAAAAAGCUUCUGAAGUGCAACAACUCCUCAUGCUCAGGAGAUAUUAACUUUGCACCAUGGGAGCUUCUCAGGGAACUGAAGGAGGUUGAGUUCACGUACGACAACCUGAAUGUUCACUUUGACAAAAAUGGUGAUUCUAUCAAUGGAUAUGACCUCGUCUUAUGGGAACGGUCUGGGCAACAAAGAAGAUUUCGAAAAAUUGGGACAUACCAGGUCCUUAAUGAAGAAAUAGAAUUUGAUGGUGAAGAUUUCACUUGGUAUUCGACUGGCAAUAUCACGGCUCCUCGGUCUCGAUGCUCUGAGAGCUGCACAGGUGGUUCGGAAAAGAAGAUCUUAAAUGUAACCUGCUGUUACAACUGCACCCAAUGUGGGGAGGGGAUGUACUCGGAAGAUCCGGAUCCUAAUAACUGCAAAACGUGUCCCAGUGGAACUUGGUCUCUCAAGGGUUGGGACCACUGUGAGCCAAGAUCGGAGUCCUACCUGGGAUGGAGCGAGCCUCAUCCCAUCGUCGUGAUCGCAGCGUCAGCCCUCGGCAUUUUGCUUUUGCUUGUUACCUUGAUUAUCUUUUUGGUGUACAGAGAUUCCCCAGCUAUAAAAAAAGCUGAGUUGAAAUUGUCCUGUGUAAUGAAGGUUGGUAUGGCAGCGAGCUUUGUAAGUGUGCUAUGCUUCUUGGGCAAGCCUAGUGUACACCUCUGCCGGGCCCGCCAAGUCGUGUAUGCCAUGGGCUUUACCUUGUGUGUGUCCUGCAUCCUAGUCAAGGCCUAUCGUACCUUCCUGGCCUUCGUUCCCCUUGACCAUAUAACCAGCAAGCCACUACACAGACUUUACAGGCCAUCUUGGAUUGUCAGUGUGUUAACUAGUGUCCAGGGGAUCAUCUGUCUUCUCUGGAUGAUCUUUGAUUCUCCCGACAUUGAUGACACACUUCCAUCCCAGCAAAGCAUGGAGAAGAUAUUCCAGUGCACUGAAGGUGAGACAUACAUAGGUUUUGGUAUUAUGUUGGGCUACAUGGGUCUACUGGUAUUGGUUUGCUUCCUCUUGGCCUUCAAAGGCAGGAAGGUUCCUCAGGAGAACAGUGAAACGGGCUACAUCAUUUUCAGCAUGCUAAUGUACUUGUUUGUAUGGGUGUGUUUUAUCCCAGUCUAUAUUACCAGAAACGAAGAGGGCACUAUUGUGCAGGCGUCAGCCAUUCUAGUAUCCAGCUACGGAAUUAUCUUCUGCCAUUUUCUCCCCAAGUGCUAUGAAGCAUUAAGGGGGUCAAACUCUGGCCCCCAACCAAUCAGGCUUAGAAAUAACACGACAAGGGGAAGUAGGAGUUCAUCGUUUUAAAUAUUGUAUAAAAUUUUGUAGCGUCAUUUGUACUGGAGAUCAAUGUAAAUUUCAAAUGGGCUUUGUACUGAAACCUGUUGUACAUUUGUAUUGUUUUAAAAGUACUAUUAAACAUUGCCGAUAAA